Haliotis rubra (blacklip abalone) is the source of this 1277-nucleotide messenger RNA. RefSeq names its product ornithine decarboxylase 1-like. The transcript has 9 exons. The annotation marks the transcript as partial. Gene Ontology annotation, molecular function: ornithine decarboxylase activity. The record is from RefSeq and is a predicted model, not a curated record. NCBI's taxonomy places the organism in Eukaryota, Metazoa, Mollusca, Gastropoda, Lepetellida, Haliotidae. Gene Ontology annotation, cellular component: cytoplasm.
UUUGUCACAUAUUGCCUGUUCCAAAUGGAUGGACACCAGAUCCGUAUAGCACAUUCUUGUCGCUCGAAGUCCGACAUAAUUACCGAGAUGGCAAAGUCUGCGGAUCAAAAGGGCCGUGAUGAUGCCUUCUUCCUUGUCGAUCUGGGUGACGUUGUAAACAAUUACCGGCGUUGGAGGAGACUGCUGCCGAGGGUGACGCCGUUCUACGCUGUCAAGUGCAAUGCUGAUCCAAUAUUGCUACGAGUUCUUUCCCAACUUGGAGCCGGCUUCGACUGUGCAAGCAAGGGCGAGAUAGGGACCGUAUUACAGAUGGGCGUGGCCCCGGCACGAGUUGUGUAUGCCAAUCCAUGCAAGCAGAUCUCCCACCUUGAGUAUGCGGCAAGGAAUAACAUAGAUUUGAUGACCUUUGACAACGAGGCUGAACUCUACAAGAUCAAGUCCACGUAUCCACUAGCACGACUCCUGUUGCGGAUUGCUACCCCGUCAAACAAUGACGUUCUGUACGACCUCUCUACCAAGUUUGGCUGCCACCCUGGUGACGUCAGCGGCCUACUGGGCACAGCGAGGCAACUCGACCUUGAUGUUGUCGGAGUUAGUUUCCACGUGGGCAGCGGAGUAGAGGACCCGGAAGUGUUCGUCGAGUCUCUACGGAGAGCACAUCUUGUGUUUGAGAUUGCAGCGAAAAUGGGAUUCACUCUUAACAUCCUAGACCUUGGUGGGGGCUUCUAUGGGCAUGAAGGAGCACCGAUAUGCUUUGAAAAGGUUGCCGCCGUGUUGAAUAAAUCUCUGGAUGAGGUAUUUCCCUUGAGUUCCAAUGUCAAGGUCAUAGCAGAGCCGGGACGGUACUUUGCAACAUCACCCUUCACUUUAGUAACAAGUGUGAUUGCAAAGAGGAAGUGCACGACCCCCACAGAGAAAACAGAUCCACAUGAACUGACGACAUUGGACCCGGAGAGGCUCGGCAGCAAGAAACCAACUUACAUGUAUUAUAUGAAUGACGGUACAUAUGGAUCGUUCGGUAUCGUUCACUUUGAAGACACUCGCUUCAUACCCCGAUUAGUCAAGGAACCCACUAGUGAUGUGACCUUCACAUCCAGCUUGUGGGGUCCGACGUGUGACAGCAUUGACUGUGUCCUGAAGGAAGUCCCUCUUCCCGAACUCCAGAUCGGCGACUGGUUCUACUUUGAGAACCUGGGCGCCUACUCUAUCAGUCUCCAGUCACGGUUCAACGGAAUGCCGGUGCCCGAGUGUCAUUACAUGUGUGAUGAAGAUGUCUG